Closterium sp. Naga37s-1 is the source of this 3288-nucleotide messenger RNA. Lineage: Eukaryota; Viridiplantae; Streptophyta; Zygnematophyceae; Desmidiales; Closteriaceae. The record is from the annotation of a GenBank genome assembly.
AUGAAGCUCGUCCGGCACCCUAAUGUGGUGCGGCUGUAUGAGGUUCUCGCAUCUCGCACCAAGAUCUAUAUCAUUCUCGAAUUCGUCACAGGCGGAGAGCUCUUUGACAAGAUUGUGAACAAGGGUCGGCUGGAGGAGGAGGAGGCACGGCGGUAUUUCCAGCAGCUGAUAGACGCCAUGGAGUAUUGCCACAGCAAAGGCGUGGCACACCGCGACCUCAAGCCUGAGAAUCUUCUGCUAGAUUCGAAGGAUAAUAUAAAGAUUUCGGAUUUCGGCCUCAGCGCUCUGCCACAGCAAGUCAGGGCGGACGGCUUGCUCCACACCACGUGCGGCACGCCCAACUAUGUUGCUCCAGAGGUGCUGAGUGACAGAGGCUACAACGGGGUUUUGGCGGACAUCUGGUCAUGCGGGGUUAUUCUCUACGUGCUCCUUGCCGGCUUCCUCCCCUUCGAUGAGCCUGACGUCCCUUCUCUCUACAAGAAGAUCCAACGGUCGGAUUUUGGGUUCCCCACGUGGUUCUCUGCUGGAGCAAAGAGGCUCAUCACUGGCAUUUUGCAGCCCAACCCUAAACUGAGGUACCGGUAUCAGGAAAUAAAAAAGGACCCAUGGUUCCGCACCAACUAUGUUCCCGUGCCGGUCCCUGUUGAUACUGCUGACGACAAUAUGAAUGAUGUUGAUGCUGCCUUCGGUGCUGCUCCUGCUGCUCCUGCUGCUGCUGCUGGUGCUGCUGCUGCUCAUUCUGGUGCUGUCAAAUCCGCUGCUCCCGGUGGUGCUGCUUCUGGUGCAGCCAAGUCUGCUGCUGGCAGUGCUGGUAGUGCUGGUAGUGCUGGUAGUACCCUUGUUGGUAGUGAGAAUGCGUCUGGGACUUGCAAAGGCAGUGGUUCAAGUGCGGGCACCAGUGGUUGUGCUUCAUGCUCUGAGCAGCAGCAGCAGCAUCAGAAUGAGCAACAGGUUCAGAGCGGUUUGGAGGGGCCUGGGGACCUGAAGGGUUCACACAGAGGGGGGUUGUCUUGUCAGCUGGGAGGCAUGACUCCUGUGCUCAAUUACAAGAGUGGAAGAGGAGUGGAGCACACUCCAUUUGGUGUUUGCCAUUCUCCCCAGCCUCCUUAUGGUGGAGAUGCGGCACGAAUUGGGCCGCACACAGGAGUCUCUGCAGGUACGUUGCUCGUUGCAUGGGUGCAUGUGCACGCGCGCACAUUCAUGCAGCUGCUUGUUGCUCGCCAUUCUCCCCAGCCUCCUUAUGGUGGAGAUGCGGCACGAAUUGGGCCGCACACAGGAGUCUCUGCAGGUACGUUGCUCGUUGCAUGGGUGCAUGUGCACGCGCGCACAUUCAUGCAGCUGCUUGUUGCUCGCCAUUCUCCCCAGCCUCCUUAUGGUGGAGAUGCGGCACGAAUUGGGCCGCACACAGGAGUCUCUGCAGGUACGUUGCUCGUUGCAUGGGUGCAUGUGCACGCGCGCACAUUCAUGCAGCUGCUUGUUGCUCGCCAUUCUCCCCAGCCUCCUUAUGGUGGAGAUGCGGCACGAAUUGGGCCGCACACAGGAGUCUCUGCAGGUACGUUGCUCGUUGCAUGGGUGCAUGUGCACGCGUGCACAUUCAUGCAGCUGCUUGUUGCUCGCCAUUCUCCCCAGCCUCCUUAUGGUGGAGAUGCGGCACGAAUUGGGCCGCACACAGGAGUCUCUGCAGGUACGUUGCUCGUUGCAUGGGUGCAUGUGCACGCGCGCACAUUCAUGCAGCUGCUUGUUGCUCGCCAUUCUCCCCAGUCUCCUUAUGCUGGAGAUGCGGCACGAAUUGGGCCGCACACAGGAGUCUCUGCAGGUACGUUGCUCGUUGCAUGGGUGCAUGUGCACGCGCGCACAUUCAUGCAGCUGCUUGUUGCUCGCCAUUCUCCCCAGCCUCCUUAUGGUGGAGAUGCGGCACGAAUUGGGCCGCACACAGGAGUCUCUGCAGGUACGUUGCUCGUUGCAUGGGUGCAUGUGCACGCGCGCACAUUCAUGCAGCUGCUUGUUGCUCGCCAUUCUCCCCAGCCUCCUUAUGGUGGAGAUGCGGCACGAAUUGGGCCGCACACAGGAGUCUCUGCAGGUACGUUGCUCGUUGCAUGGGUGCAUGUGCACGCGCGCACAUUCAUGCAGCUGCUUGUUGCUCGCCAUUCUCCCCAGUCUCCUUAUGCUGGAGAUGCGGCACGAAUUGGGCCGCACACAGGAGUCUCUGCAGGUACGUUGCUCGUUGCAUGGGUGCAUGUGCACGCGCGCACAUUCAUGCAGCUGCUUGUUGCUCGCCAUUCUCCCCAGCCUCCUUAUGGUGGAGAUGCGGCACGAAUUGGGCCGCACACAGGAGUCUCUGCAGGUACGUUGCUCGUUGCAUGGGUGCAUGUGCACGCGCGCACAUUCAUGCAGCUGCUUGUUGCUCGCCAUUCUCCCCAGUCUCCUUAUGCUGGAGAUGCGGCACGAAUUGGGCCGCACACAGGAGUCUCUGCAGGUACGUUGCUCGUUGCAUGGGUGCAUGUGCACGCGCGCACAUUCAUGCAGCUGCUUGUUGCUCGCCAUUCUCCCCAGCCUCCUUAUGGUGGAGAUGCGGCACGAAUUGGGCCGCACACAGGAGUCUCUGCAGGUACGUUGCUCGUUGCAUGGGUGCAUGUGCACGCGCGCACAUUCAUGCAGCUGCUUGUUGCUCGCCAUUCUCCCCAGCCUCCUUAUGGUGGAGAUGCGGCACGAAUUGGGCCGCACACAGGAGUCUCUGCAGGUACGUUGCUCGUUGCAUGGGUGCAUGUGCACGCGCGCACAUUCAUGCAGCUGCUUGUUGCUCGCCAUUCUCCCCAGCCUCCUCAUGGUGGAGAUGCGGCACGAAUUGGGCCGCACACAGGAGUCUCUGCAGGUACGUUGCUCGUUGCAUGGGUGCAUGUGCACGCGCGCACAUUCAUGCAGCUGCUUGUUGCUCGCCAUUCUCCCCAGCCUCCUUAUGGUGGAGAUGCGGCACGAAUUGGGCCGCACACAGGAGUCUCUGCAGGUACGUUGCUCGUUGCAUGGGUGCAUGUGCACGCGCGCACAUUCAUGCAGCUGCUUGUUGCUCGCCAUUCUCCCCAGUCUCCUUAUGCUGGAGAUGCGGCACGAAUUGGGCCGCACACAGGAGUCUCUGCAGGUACGUUGCUCGUUGCAUGGGUGCAUGUGCACGCGCGCACAUUCAUGCAGCUGCUUGUUGCUCGCCAUUCUCCCCAGCCUCCUCAUGGUGGAGAUGCGGCACGAAUUGGGCCGCACACAGGAGUCUCUGCAGGUGCGUUGCUCGAUGCAUAG